Molecule: messenger RNA, 1830 nt
Organism: Melozone crissalis (California towhee)
Lineage: Eukaryota; Metazoa; Chordata; Aves; Passeriformes; Passerellidae
Gene: TXNDC15
Product: thioredoxin domain containing 15
Exons: 5
Coding region: 7-870 (287 amino acids)
Biological process (GO): cilium assembly
Cellular component (GO): cilium
Source: RefSeq, a predicted model, not a curated record
CGGAGGAUGUGGCGGCUGCUGCUGGCGCUGGCCUGGCUCGGUGCGGCCCUUCCCGCAGGAGCGGCGGAGCGGAGCGGCCCCGAGCCGGUGCGGUACCGCACGGCCGAGAUGGCGGACGCGAUGGUGGGCAGCGAGGCCCUGGGCGAGCAGCCCGUGCUGCUGUCGGCGGUGCCGGCCGAGGCGAGCGGCGGCCCGGCCGGGGCUUGCGAUGGCGAUGCGUGCCCGGCCCGGGAGCAGCCCGUGCUGGAGCCCGUGCUGCCCGCGGCCGCCGAGGAGCAGAACGGCACCGACAGCGCCAAGGCACCCAAGGUGAACUGCGAGGAGAGGAACACGACGGGCAUCGAGCGCUUCACGCUGCAGAUCCUCAACGUGUCCCAGGACCUGAUGGAGUUCCUGAACCCAAACAGCAGUGACUGUACAUUGGUCCUGUUCUACACGCCGUGGUGCCGCUUUUCUGCCAGCCUGGCACCUCAUUUUAACUCUUUGCCCCGAGCAUUUCCUACUCUUCGCUUCCUGGCACUGGAUGCAUCCCAGCACAGCAGUUUAUCAACUAGAUUUGGAACUGUGGCUGUACCAAAUAUCCUUCUUUUCCAAGGUGCUAAACCUAUGGCUAGAUUUAAUCAUACAGACAGAACUCUGGAAACCCUGAAAGACUUCAUCUUUAACCAGACAGGGAUAGAAGCUAGAAGUGAUGUGGCUGUGACAGAGGAAGACUGGGAAGGGCCCCUGCCCAGUGUUCUGACCAAGGGCAUAGACUGGCUGCUGCUGUUCUCUGUGCUCUUCCUGGCUGCCUUUGUCAUGUACGCCACCGUCCGCACCGACAGCAUCCGCUGGCUCAUCCCGGGACAGGAGCACGAACACCAGGAAUAACCCCAGGUGUUCAAACAGGGACAGGAUUUUGCACUUAUUGGUAAAGGGGGAAUUUUUAUGGACUAGAAGUACCUAAGAAUGAACUGUUGAAUUUGUUGGUUGUAAUUUAUAAUAAUGACUAAAAAUUGGCUUUAUUUAUGAGCUGCCGAAUCUGUGACAAGCCCAUUUGUGGCGAUUCCAGUGGUAAGUGAACAAGUAUGAAAAAACAUGAACUAAAGUAUUUAUUAAGCUGCUCUGAUUGACCUCUUUUUAAGGAACUUUAAUGUAAUUAAUGUGACAGUUCUAAUUUGUAGAUCAAGGAAGAUUUUUACAUCACAUUGGUCUGUGCAUGGCACUGCAAGGCAAACACUGGUGAAGGGAGGUGUUGGUACAUUACUUUGACUGUCCAUAAAAUGAACUAUGAAGAUGUUUUAAAUGAUUUUUCACUCCUAUGGAGGUGACUGUUCCCACCUCUGGCACUGGGGUUCAGUGCUGGUUUUCUCAUCUGAGUUUUGACUUAGUAACAGUUCUUUAUGAGAUUUAGAGUCACUUCCCAAGCUCACCUCACUGUUUCUCUUUGUGUAUACAACUUAUUUACCACAUUCCUGUUGGAUGAAAUUGUAUUAAUUGUCCUUUAAAAAAAUAAAUCAGGUUUUUAGUGUAACCUUUUAAGUCCCUUUCUUUCAGAAGUAAAAACAUGCAGUUUCUGAACUACAGCUCACCUGCUGAAAUUAGCAAGACCAGUCUUGAUGUUUAUUUAAAUUUCUAGUACCAUGUUUGCUAGUUUCACACUCUCCGCUUGAGGUUACAUAAAGACUUUAUGGGUUAUUUUAGUUAUGAUUAGUAUGGAGGGCUUUGGAUAAGGUAUGGACUGGUAUGUUGUGUGGAUUAUGUGAUUGCAUAAAAUAUAUCAUAGUGGAGGCUUGCCAGAGUAUCCUAAUGGGGUGGUUUAGAGAGCAAAUUCAACUAACAUAAAACAAA